This is a messenger RNA of Lemur catta (Ring-tailed lemur), 2408 nucleotides long. RefSeq names its product acyl-CoA dehydrogenase very long chain (gene ACADVL). Gene Ontology annotation, molecular function: fatty-acyl-CoA binding; very-long-chain fatty acyl-CoA dehydrogenase activity; flavin adenine dinucleotide binding. NCBI's taxonomy places the organism in Eukaryota, Metazoa, Chordata, Mammalia, Primates, Lemuridae. The transcript has 18 exons. The record is from RefSeq and is a predicted model, not a curated record. Bases 214 to 2244 code for a protein of 676 amino acids.
CGGAGGAAGAUGCAGGUGUCUCCUGUUUCAGCCGUGAGUAGGUUUAAGGCCUUCCGGUUUUGGAGGGCCACUUGGGCCAAGAAGGUCAGCUGUCUCUGUAAUGAGGCCAAAGAGGUGGAAGUGGUUUUGAAGGCAAGCUGUAGGAGACGGGCAAAAUCCUGAGUGGAAAGGACACUAUGACCCAGGGCGCCCCCAGCGAGGCCAGAGGCUGCAAUGGAGGAGGUUAAGGUUAAUCUCACCAUGACCGGUAAGAAGACGGCGCACCUUGGCCGGGACCAGGGGAGGAGCCACCUGAAUCCAGACUCACCGUACAGGACAGUUCGGGAAAAGUCAGAUUCCCUCUCCUCUGAAGCAUCGACCAGGGAAAAACGGGCCAAGGCGGAAUCUAAGUCCUUUGCUGUGGGGAUGUUCAAGGGCCAGCUCAUCACGGAUCAGGUGUUCCCAUACCCGUCUGUGCUCAACGAGGAGCAGACACAAUUUCUCAAAGAGCUAGUUGGGCCUGUGUCCCGUUUCUUUGAGGAGGUGAAUGAUGCUGCUAAGAAUGACACUCUGGAGAUGGUAGAAGAAACCACUUUGCAGGGCCUCAAGGAGCUCGGGGCCUUUGGUCUGCAAGUGCCCAGUGAGCUGGGCGGUGUGGGCCUCUGCAACACCCAGUAUACCCGCUUGGUGGAGAUCGUAGGCAUGCAUGACCUUGCCGUGGGCAUUACCCUGGGGGCCCAUCAGAGCAUCGGCUUCAAAGGCAUCCUGCUCUUUGGCACGAAGGCCCAGAAAGAAAAGUACCUCCCCAAACUGGCAUCUGGAGAAACUCUGGCCGCUUUCUGUCUAACCGAGCCCUCAAGUGGGUCAGAUGCAGCUUCCAUCCGAACCUCUGCUGUGCCCAGCCCCUGUGGAAAAUAUUACACCCUCAAUGGAACCAAGAUUUGGAUCAGGCAAUCUUCCCAUUUCUCCCCUUUUCCCACCUCUGCCCAGUUCCAGGCCCCACUGCUCUGGGUCCUCCAUGUCCUGACCGCCCUCUCAUUCUUCCACAGUAACGGGGGCUUGGCAGACAUCUUCACAGUCUUUGCCAAGACACCAGUUACAGAUGCAGCCACAGGGACCGUGAAGGAGAAGAUCACAGCUUUUGUGGUGGAGAAAAGCUUUGGGGGUGUUACCCAUGGGCCCCCUGAGAAGAAGAUGGGCAUCAAGGCCUCCAACACAGCAAGUGUAUUCUUUGAUGGAGUACAGGUGCCAGCAGAGAAUGUGCUGGGUGAGGUGGGGGGCGGCUUCAAGGUUGCCAUGCAUAUCCUCAAUAAUGGAAGGUUUGGCAUGGCCGCGGCCCUUGGAGGGACCAUGAGAAGUAUCAUUGCCAAGGCGGUGGAUCAUGCUUCGAAUCGUACCCAGUUUGGGGAGAAAAUUCACAACUUUGGGCUGAUCCAGGAGAAGCUGGCCCGGAUGGCUACGCUGCAGUAUGUGACUGAGUCCAUGGCUUACAUGGUGAGUGCCAACAUGGACCAAGGAUCCACGGACUUCCAGAUAGAAGCCGCCAUCAGCAAAAUCUUUGCCUCGGAAGCAGCCUGGAAGGUGACAGACGACUGCAUCCAAAUCAUGGGGGGCAUGGGCUUCAUGAAGGAGUCUGGGGUAGAGCGGGUGCUCCGAGAUAUUCGCAUCUUCCGCAUCUUUGAAGGGACGAACGACAUUCUCCGGUUGUUUGUGGCUCUGCAAGGCUGUAUGGAAAAAGGAAAGGAGCUCUCUGGGCUUGGCAGUGCUCUUAAGAAUCCUUUUGGGAAUGCUGGCCUCCUGCUAGGAGAGGCAGGCAAGCAGCUGAGGAGACGGGCAGGACUGGGCAGUGGCCUGAGUCUCAGUGGAAUCGUCCACCCAGAGUUGAGCCGAAGUGGCGAGCUGGCAGUGCAAGCUCUGGAGCAGUUUGCCACUGUGGUGGAGGCCAAGCUGAUAAAACACAAGAAGGGGAUUGUCAAUGAACAGUUCCUGCUGCAGCGUCUGGCAGAUGGGGCCAUUGACCUCUAUGCUAUGGUGGUGGUUCUCUCCAGGGCCUCAAGAUCCCUGAGUGAGGGCUACCCCACAGCCCGGCAUGAGAAAAUGCUCUGUGACACCUGGUGUACUGAGGCUGCAGUCCGGAUCCGGGAGAACAUGGCAGCUGUGCAGUCUGACCCCCAGCAACAAGAACUAUUCCGGAACUUCAAAACCAUCUCCAUGGCCUUGGUGGAGCGAGGUGGCAUGGUCACCAGCAACCCGCUCAGCUUCUGAGUACUCCCAGCCAGGGCCUGGCCUGUUUAUGUGCCUUCUCUUAAGCCAAAGCCAAGGCCCCUUUCCUGGGAGCAGUUUGCCCUGAAGGGCCUGUUGCUCCCAGAACUGUGCCUGCUCUCAGGAGCACUUACUGCCUCACACAUUAUAAAGUUUCUAACAAGUCA